Rhineura floridana is the source of this 1151-nucleotide messenger RNA. It is a transcript of the gene TMEM141, whose product is annotated as transmembrane protein 141. The record is from RefSeq and is a predicted model, not a curated record. The coding region runs from base 157 to 549 and encodes 130 amino acids. NCBI's taxonomy places the organism in Eukaryota, Metazoa, Chordata, Lepidosauria, Squamata, Rhineuridae. The transcript has 5 exons.
GCCCUGCCUGGCCCUGCGUAGCGCCACCGCCGCCGGCCCUGCAGAUGGAGCUGCAGCAGGCAGGCGGCGGCGAAGGGGCAGCCAGAGGCGGAGCGCGGCGCUUGGAGAGGUCCCGGCGCUCCGCCUUCCUCUUCCUCCUUUCCCCCCUCCGCCUGGAUGGUGAACGUGGGGCUGUCGCGCGUGGACGAUGCGGUGGCGGCCAAGCACCCGGGGCUGCAGGAAUAUGCCACCUGCCAGUCUUAUGCAUUCAUGAAGGGCAUUGGCACAUUUAUUACAGGUUCUGGAGUGGCCUUCGCAGUUCAAAAACUCAACCGGAAAAUGCCCUACCCGCUCCAGUGGAACAUUCUCCUCUCCUUUGUUGUAGGUUCAGUUGCCAGCUACGCAGUGACUCGGCGGGAGACGCAGAAGUGUUCUGACUUAUGGAUCUUUCUGGAGAGUGAACAACACGGCCCCCCAGAUGUAGCCAAAGAAAAAGCACCCAGUUUGGAUCCCCAAAAGAAGGCAGAGGGGGGAGUGAAAAGGAACAAGUACGGAGAUGUCGUGGAGUAGCCAGAAGAUCCCCCAGCAGAAACUUUCUAGUGGGAGGCUCACGGAGUCAAUGCAUCAAACUCAAGGCUUGGGGAGGAUGCAGGGAGGUGAAGCAAACUAAUCAUGGCUGAAGCAGGCUUUGUGGGCUUUCCAUAGCCUGGGAAAACAUCUGGGGAUCCUAAGAGAUCUGUAGGCUGUGGGAGUGGGGAGAUUCUUCCAUACUGCAUUGAGCUGUUUAUUUACCCCAGCUCAGGGAUGGACUGGAGGUCAUCUUCAAAUUGCAUCCAAUUCCCCUUCCUUUGGCUGCAGUAUCCACUUAUGGCAGCACAAGAUGUGAGGUCACUGUAUCCUACAUUUCCCCGCCUACCUCUGGCUAUAGCCAAUCCUUUGGAACCGGAGGGAGGGCAGUUGAAUAUCCCGCCCCACAUUUCCCUAGCUAAAUGUUAAGAGGGAGAACUAGAGUUUUGGUGGUCGACCUCCAACCCUUUCUCCGAUGGGAGGUAACACCUUGUUUGACUUUUAAACAUGUCUCUCCAAGUGCCAGUCUCGAUAUGCUGAACCCAUUUAUGCAGACGGCCUCUCUGCCUGCAAGGAAGCAGAAUAAAAUGUCCAAGAGAGUCUAA